GCGUAAUUGGUUUACACGUUGGCGGGUGCCGAUUUCUCGUCUUUCCUUCAUUUUGCUGCUCUGAUGUAUAUGUCAGCAGACUGUCUAACUUCUAUCCUCCACGGAUUCGCUCGCUUACCUUUCUGGUUCAGCCCUUGAUAGUCACCUUAAGCCAUUUCAGAUCACAGUGAGUGAAGACCGUCAGCAAAAGAUGGCGGAAAAUGAACAUCCAGUGGAGGUGAUUCACUCCUGGUCUGCUCCAAGGUCCCUCAGCACUAGUCUCAUGUACUCUUUUGCUCAGAGGGAUGACAUGGAAGUGCUUGAUGAGCCCCUUUAUGCAAAUUUCCUAAGAGUUACAAGUCUCAGCAGACCUUACAGAGAAGAGCUACUGUCCAAAAUGGAAUCUGAUGGAAAUAAAGUUAUAAAGAACAUCAUUUAUGGUCCAGGAAGUAGGAAGUAUAAAUUCUGUAAGCAUAUUGCAAAGCAACGGAUACAAGGCCUGACAGAUGAUCUGCUGAAGAAAGGAAAGCACUUUAUUCUGAUAAGAAAUCCUCUUGACGUUUUGCCAUCCUUUGACAAAGUUGUGCCUGCAUCAUUUUUUGAGUUGGGUUUGGCAGAGCUUGUUUGUAUAUACAACGAGCUAUGUGAAAGGGGAAAACCACCACCUGUUAUUGAUGCUGCAGAACUUAAAGAAGAUCCUGAGGCUACACUACAUGGUCUUUGUGAUGAUUUGGACAUUCCUUUCCUACCUGAAAUGCUGAAGUGGGAAGCAGGGCCAAAACCAAUAGAUGGCUUGUGGGCUCCUUGGUGGUAUAAGACAGUACAUAAGUCUACUGGUUUUGAGAAAGCAAGCAAGUAUCCUCAGCCAUUUCCCUUUUCUUUUUAUGAUCUGCUGGAGCAAAGUCUACCCCUCUACAACAUGCUUCGGCGACAUGUGAAGAAAAAGUCAUCCCUCCUGACCCCUACUUUACCUCCACCUGAUCUUCCAGUUCCUGCAAAUGAGAAACUUCUUGCGUGGGUUGGUGAUGAGAUAGUGCCACGCGAGAGUGCAAAGGUCUCUGUUUUUGAUUCAGUUGUGCAAGGUGGUGAUUCAGUUUGGGAGGGUCUUCGGGUGUACAGUGGAAAGAUUUUUAAGCUUGAGGAACAUCUAGACAGGAUGUUUGAUUCAGCAAAAGCUUUGGCUUUUGAAAACGUUCCAACUCGAGAUGAGAUUAAGGAAGCAAUCUUCAGAACACUGAUUAGGAAUGGGAUGUUUGACAACUCACACAUUCGGCUUUCUUUGACACGAGGAAAAAAGGUUACAUCUGGGAUGAGCCCAGCAUUCAAUCGUUAUGGAUGCACAUUAAUUGUGCUUGCUGAAUGGAAGCCCCCUGUUUAUGAUAAUACCCAUGGUAUAGUACUUGUGACUGCUGCAACUCGUCGAAAUUCACCAAAUAAUCUGGAUUCAAAGAUUCAUCACAAUAACCUUCUUAAUAACAUACUAGCAAAGAUUGAAGGAAAUAAUGCAAAUGCAAAUGAUGCAAUCAUGCUCGACAAAGAUGGUUAUGUAUCUGAAACCAAUGCAACUAACAUUUUCAUAGUUAAAAAGGGCCGUGUCUUGACACCACAUGCUGAUUACUGUCUGCCUGGUAUUACACGAGCAACUGUGAUGGAUCUCGUAGUGAUGGAGAAGCUAGUAUUAGAGGAGCGAAGAAUUAGUCUGUCUGAAGUUCAUACUGCAGAUGAGAUAUGGACAACAGGAACAAUGGGAGAACUAAGCCCAGUUGUGAAGGUUGAUGGUCGCAUAAUUGGCAAUGGAGAAGUGGGGCCAGUGACCAAGAGAUUGCAAGCUGCUUAUAAAAAGUUGACUGCGCAGUCUGGUGUACCUAUACCCACCUUCACCCACCAUCAGAUUUGAAAGGUACAUCUUGAAUUUUUCACUGCAAGUGUUUUCCUCGAGCCUGCUUCUGUUAUCAGUGCAAGUUGUUGUCAUACCAUUUCGUGUAAGUUAAUCACUACGCCUUUAAAUUUAUGUCAUCAGAGAAUAAACAUGUGUACUUUCUCGUGAACAAUGACAGAAUGUACUGAACCUUUCUCCCAUCAUUAAAGAGAACUGUGGCCUGUGAGCAUCUUUUUCCC
Prosopis cineraria is the source of this 2097-nucleotide messenger RNA. RefSeq names its product branched-chain-amino-acid aminotransferase-like protein 2. Lineage: Eukaryota; Viridiplantae; Streptophyta; Magnoliopsida; Fabales; Fabaceae. Bases 191 to 1876 code for a protein of 561 amino acids. Gene Ontology annotation, biological process: carboxylic acid metabolic process. The record is from RefSeq and is a predicted model, not a curated record. The transcript has 19 exons. Gene Ontology annotation, molecular function: catalytic activity.